AUGCCUCUAUCUCUCUCGCAGCAGGCCAAUGCCAAUGCAGCGGCCAGUGAGCAGCAAGUUUCCUCCUCGACAUUGUCGCCGUCCACGGCAGCACUCCCAUCUGCUCGCGCCCUCUCUGGCCUGGAAGCCAAGGUGGUGAUCCUGGGCGCUCAAGGAGUCGGCAAAACGAGCAUAGUGCACCGAUAUACCGCAGGCACGUUCAGCUCUACCUCUUCCGUCCCCUCAACCAUCGGAGCCUCCUUCCUCACCAAGAAGCUCGUCAUUUCAGGCACGAAAUGUCGCCUCCAGAUCUGGGACACAGCGGGUCAGGAGCGAUUCAGAAGCAUGGCUCCCAUGUACUACCGCAAUGCUCACGCGGCAGUCAUCGUGUAUGAUGUGACUAGCAGAGAGAGCUUCAUGGACGUGCGAACGUGGAUUGAGGAGCUCAGACGAAACGUCGGUCUAGGCGGGAUGGAGGGACUGAUUCUGCACAUCGUGGGAGCCAAGGUGGAUCUGGCCAGUAGGGCCAGGGAGGUGGACAUGGAGGAGGCACGCGAG
This is a messenger RNA of Jaminaea rosea, 537 nucleotides long. RefSeq names its product ras-domain-containing protein. The record is from RefSeq and is a predicted model, not a curated record. Gene Ontology annotation, cellular component: endomembrane system. The transcript has a single exon. Gene Ontology annotation, molecular function: GTPase activity; GTP binding. Gene Ontology annotation, biological process: intracellular protein transport. Lineage: Eukaryota; Fungi; Basidiomycota; Exobasidiomycetes; Microstromatales. The annotation marks the transcript as partial.